Molecule: messenger RNA, 1554 nt
Organism: Giardia duodenalis
Lineage: Eukaryota; Fornicata; Diplomonadida; Hexamitidae
Exons: 1
Coding region: 1-1554 (517 amino acids)
Source: RefSeq, a predicted model, not a curated record
AUGUGGUUCGGCCACGAUGUCGGCUGGGUAGAGCGGGGGAAGACAGACGAUGCAGGAAAAAACGUUUCCUUGCGCAUCUAUCGUUAUAGAGUGCGGGGGUGUCUGAAGAAGGCAUACUUUUUCACACUGGCCGUGUGGGAUUUAGAGUUCACGUAUCUUGACAACGGGCUGAGCACAAGGAAUAUUAUGGUAUUGGAUCCAGGGGAACUGGAAAACUUCCCCAACUUUCGCCUCUUUCAGACCAUCUUUUUAGGACACACAAAUCUUGCAUACUCUAGUUUUCCCUUUACAAUCGAAAACAUGCCUUUCAAUAGCGCUAGCCACAUGAUGACGUCCAUUGGAAAGCAACGGGGCACUCAACCUGGAUCCUCAUCGGCUUCGAGGUACAUCAGCCGCUCCUCCAGCAUAGGCCACGAGCUCAACAUUACUCUCUCUCAGUCCUACUCACCAACAAACCCCAGCAGGGCUGACUGUUCUGUGUCCUUCACCCCUAAUCAGCGAAUAUUUAUCGACGACCUUUCCUAUCAUCUUCUCAAUCAAACCAACGCGCAUUCUGUUUUAGCAAAAUUUGUCACAAAUGCCUCAUUAUCUAACCUUUAUUUUAGUAUGAAGCCUUCUGCAAAUGCACAUGCUAACAAAGAUUUCAUCAUAUAUAUGGGGAACGAUAACUAUAGGCUAGUAGAAGCAUCCUAUGUAAAGCUACUCCUUGCUCUCAACACCAAUCCUGCAAAAUACUUUCGUCGUCUCAUCAGUACUAGCUUUGAUCAGUUGCUGCUUGGCAUAGAGCAGAUGUCACGGGACUCGAACCCACAACCAGCGCAAUCAACUCAACCAGCUCAAGCACUAUGUAAGAAAGACAAGAGAGAGGACGACAGGAGAGAGAGCGUUAUCGGUAGUAUCCAGAAUGCAAGUGAGGACCAGGCGAAUGCACACUUGAGCCCGGAAAGUAAGCGCGGAAGCUCAGGACAAGCCAUAGAAACCAAUCCACUAGUUGUACCUUCGCUAGCUAUACCAUCUUCACGUUUCCACAAGAAGCAGCGGCAUCAGCGGCAGAGUUCCCACAAGGUCGCUCAGCAGGGAAUAGUAUCUCUAAAACAUAAGGGGUUAAAGCGGGGACAAGGACACCUUACUCCGGAGCUGGGAGGAGAUGCCAACGAGCCACUAUAUUCAGCGGGGGAUGUGGCCUCUCCUCAGCUAAGGGAUCAUCUUCUCGUUCAGAAUUUCGAUAUGUAUCCUGUUAGACGACUUUCUAGACACAAGCACUUGCGGAUGAGGAGCGCAGGCGCAGUAGAUGACGUCUUCAAAGAGCUCAGCGACGAUAGCUGCCUUGACGAGCUCGUCAACGUCCAACCAUAUAUGAAGAACGAAGAGGUUAUCUCUAACCAAGACGCGUUGAUUAGCCAAAACAACGAGGAAUCGGUUGAUGUCAUCGUCGACAACGUCGUUAUGUCCUCGAAGAACUACCUACCGGUGCACAAAGCGCAAGCCGAGAACGUUGUUUCCCUCUGGGGUCAAAUGACCGCCCGAGAGCUAGUCCAUGGAGGUAGUGUGUAA